Messenger RNA from Drosophila takahashii, 1173 nucleotides. Its product is annotated as O-glucosyltransferase rumi. Gene Ontology annotation, biological process: protein O-linked glycosylation; positive regulation of Notch signaling pathway. Lineage: Eukaryota; Metazoa; Arthropoda; Insecta; Diptera; Drosophilidae. Gene Ontology annotation, molecular function: UDP-glucosyltransferase activity; UDP-xylosyltransferase activity. Gene Ontology annotation, cellular component: endomembrane system. The record is from RefSeq and is a predicted model, not a curated record.
AUGACCCUGCCACAGACAUUUCUUUUAAUGGGAGCUCUGCUCUUGUUUUGUGCACCGAAUGCGUGGUCCGUUUCCGAGAACAAAUGCACAGCCAUCGCGCAGUAUAAGGAGUCAAAUAUCAGCUACGGCUUUGUGCCGCACAUCCUGAAAGCCCUGGAGGUCUAUCGACCAUGUGAACUAGGGGAUCCGAAGUGCCUCUGCCAUGCCCAAACCAUCCGGAAGGAUUUGGAGCAUUAUAUAAGCAAUGACAUCACACCGGAGAUGAUGGCACAGUCCAGGCGUGGUCGCCUCUAUCGCCAGAAGAACUGCUCGAAUCCCAAGCGUUGCGCGGACGUGGAGGAUCUCCUCUUGGACAUUGUGGGUCAUCUGCCAGAUGUGGAAUUCGUUCUCAAUGUGCGCGACUGGCCACAGGUUCAUUUUCUGUCUGGUUUAAGUGGCCCGGUAUUCUCCUACUCAGAGCUUCAUUUGGAUAUCAUGUACCCGGCUUGGUCGUUUUGGACCACCACGGGUCCCAUCCUGCAGCACUAUCCACAUGGCCUGGGUCGCUGGGAUUGGAUGCGCCAGCAUUUAGCGGCUAGGGCGGCAAGGAUUCCAUGGGAUGACAAGCAAUCAGUGGGCUUCUUUAGGGGCUCACGGUCUUCGCCGGAACGAGACAAUCUGGUGAGGCUCUCACGCAGAUGUCCAGACCUCGUCGAUGCUCAGUAUACAGCUGAACCCACCGAGGAAAUACCUUUAGUGGAACACUGCCAAUACAAAUAUCUGUUUAAUUUCCAUGGCGUGGCUGCAAGUUUCCGACUGCGGCACAUCCUGCUCUGCCGCUCGUUGGUGCUCCAUGUGGGCGAUCAGUGGCAGGAGUUCUUCUACAGCCAACUGAAGCCCUGGGUGCACUACGUUCCCGUGGCCAGUGAUGCGGAUGUGGAGGAGCUGGCAGAGCUUGUGCUCUAUCUGCGCGAUCACGACGAUCUGGCGGAGGAGAUUGCGGACAGGGGACACCAGUUCGUUUGGCUGCACCUGCGAAUGGAGGAUGUGCAAUGCUAUUGGAGGAAGCUGCUCAGGGAAUACGCAAAAUUGUUGACCUAUAGAGUGCAUCUGGAGCAGGGAUUCCUCGAGGUGUCCAACAAAAGGGCGUUGCAGCUAUAUCGAGGUUAAUAAACUCUAAAUUUAACAUAUAAA